GUAUUUGCGAGGUGAAAUAUCACGGCGAUCUAUCUCGUUAGAUGAUCCCAAGUGGGCCGUCGUGCCGCUGCUGUGGAGAGAGUUUACCCGGAGGAAGGAACAAAUCUAAAUAUGGCUCCUCAUGACAGCAGUUCGUCGUCGCCCUAGCAUCAGAGCUGUUCCUUUCUCCCUCCCCGUACCGUCGUGUGGCGCUAUUCCUGUUUCCAAUCCCCAAUUCGAACGGCGAAACAUUGGACCAACAAAAGCGAAGUACGGAUUGGCCGCGAUACGAACAGAUCCUUUGGGCUUUGCGCGUGAUGCUACCGCGUUCUCACACGACCGCGACUGCGAGGUGGCAGUACAUCUUGAAUGGAUAUACUAGUUACUGGUAUGUCAAGUCUUGUCUUCGCUGGCUCGCUAUUGUCGGCGCUAUCGUUGGGUUCGCUAUCUUCGGGGUCGUGUAUCAUGAUUGGUAUGAUGGAUCAGCCGAGGAAAGAACUGUUCUUUCAAUCGUAUCUGUAAGACCAAAUUUCUGCUUUUCUGUUUGUAUCGAUUUUCUUGCAAAGGACUUGUUUGGCUUACUGUCAGUGAAACAUAGCGGCUUUUGUCUUGCGCAACCAGUGCCAUUGCCCUCACA
Molecule: messenger RNA, 616 nt
Organism: Aureobasidium subglaciale EXF-2481
Lineage: Eukaryota; Fungi; Ascomycota; Dothideomycetes; Dothideales; Saccotheciaceae
Exons: 1
Coding region: 122-361 (79 amino acids)
Source: RefSeq, a predicted model, not a curated record